Messenger RNA from Heterocephalus glaber (naked mole-rat), 3502 nucleotides. RefSeq names its product isoprenylcysteine carboxyl methyltransferase (gene Icmt). Gene Ontology annotation, molecular function: protein C-terminal S-isoprenylcysteine carboxyl O-methyltransferase activity. NCBI's taxonomy places the organism in Eukaryota, Metazoa, Chordata, Mammalia, Rodentia, Bathyergidae. Gene Ontology annotation, cellular component: membrane; endoplasmic reticulum. Gene Ontology annotation, biological process: C-terminal protein methylation. The record is from RefSeq and is a predicted model, not a curated record.
GGGUUUCCCGGGCUACCGUCCGCGCCCGCUGUCCGCCGCCGGCUGCUCCGCCGCCUUGAGCCAUGGCGGGCUGUGCGGCGCGGGCUCCGCCGGGCUCCGAAGCGCGCCUCAGCCUGGCCACCUUCCUGCUGGGCGCCUCGGUGCUCGCGCUGCCGCUGCUCACGCGCGCCGGCCUGCAGGGCCGAACCGGGCUGGCGCUCUACGUGGCGGGGCUGAACGCGCUGCUGCUCCUGCUCUACCGGCCGCCGCGCUACCAGAUAGCCAUCCGAGCUUGCUUCCUGGGCUUUGUGUUCGGCUGUGGCAUGCUGCUCAGUUUCAGCCAGUCCUCUUGGAAUCACUUUGGCUGGUAUGUGUGCUCGCUGUCAUUGUUCCACUAUUCUGAGUACUUGGUGACAGCUGUCAAUAAUCCCAAAAGCCUGUCCCUGGAUUCCUUCCUCCUGAAUCACAGUUUGGAGUACACUGUUGCUGCUCUUUCUUCUUGGAUAGAGUUCACCCUUGAAAAUAUCUUCUGGCCAGAGCUGAAGCAGAUCACCUGGCUCAGUGCCAUGGGGCUGCUCAUGGUGGUCUUUGGUGAAUGCCUGCGCAAGGCUGCCAUGUUCACCGCCGGCUCCAACUUCAACCACGUGGUGCAGAAUGAGAAGUCAGACACCCACACGCUGGUGACAAGCGGGGUGUAUGCUUGGUUCCGGCACCCUUCCUACGUGGGCUGGUUCUACUGGAGCAUUGGAACCCAGGUGAUGCUGUGUAACCCCAUCUGUGGCGUUGUCUAUGCCCUGACUGUGUGGCGCUUCUUCCGAGAUCGGACUGAGGAAGAGGAGAUCUCGCUGAUCCACUUCUUUGGAGAGGACUACUUAGAGUACAAGAGGCGGGUGCCCACAGGCCUGCCCUUCAUAAAGGGGGUCAAGGUGGAGCUAUGAUGGGGCCAGGUGGGGCCGACCGCCAGGACGGAAGCGCUCUGGUCGGCCACUGCAGAACGGAUUUUCUUAAUCAUUUCCUGGGUCACUAACUACCCUUCUGCGGCGUCACCCAAGACCACAUGGUCAGAAGGCCUUAGGAGGAACUCGGAGCGGAUCACAGCAAUAUUCAUCAGUGCCCCUUCCCAAGUGACCAGGUGAGGACCUGGCCCACACCUGCUGCUCCCGGGGCCACCCUGUGUUCGUGUGGCGUCCAGGCCUUGGGAGAGGCCCACACGGCUCAGCCGAGCAUCUGCUGCACAGAGGGCGGUGGGUGUUGCCUCGUGUCAGCGUAAAAAUGCACUGAAAACCUUUCCUUUCACCGAAAACCACAGUGCAGCUCUAACCUCUGUCGUGUCCGUUGAUGCAUGCACAUCUCUGUAGCUGGAGACCCUUCCUCCUAACACUUGACCCUCAUGCAAUUAACCACACCGACACGUCUAUUCUCCAUGAAUGGGGGCUCCCUGGGGCCUCCUAGCUCCAGCCUGUGUUUGCCAGCAAGUGAGCACAGGCCCUGAUGCAGUUUGGCCGGUGGCUUCAGGUGACAUGGGCCCUGUGAGCUUCCCCGGGGUCCUGGCUGCUGCUCUCCUCCUGUUACCGGUGACAGGCAGGUCACACAUGUGUCACUCCCUUUAUUCAGGAAGUGCUUGGUGGAUGCCUGCUCUAUGCAGACAUUGAAAUUCCUUGCUGUCCAUUUAUUUGGGAUUCCAUUCCCAUUUUCCCACAGCUGUGUUUUGUCCCGUCUAAAUCCACCCAUCCAGCAUUGUUUUCUGUUUUCUCUGCUGUCAUAGUCACACCCUCCCCAGCCCCAGCCCCAGCCCCAGCGCCUUUCCUAAGGGGGUCCAGCGCAUAAGCCGAGCAGGCAGUCGACUCCUGUACGUAAUCUGAAUAGAGCACAUCCUCCCAGCCAGGGUGCUGUUGACAUCUUCAUCCCGCAGGUUCAUGGAGAGGAGCUGGGUUUAUAGGUCAGACAGAGCUGAGGCCCUUGCUUAAUCCUUGGUGAGUCCUGGACGGAGGGGAACUGGGUUUUGCUGUGAGCCUCCCGCCCAGCUUUGGAGGAGCUGCCAGCCCCUUCGUGCAUAGCUCCCCAUCUGCGGAGUGGGACCCAUACCACCUACCUCCCAGGGUGCUGUGAGGACCUCGUACCAGUGUCUGGCCUUUCAGAUGCGACAUGGUGCGGUUCUGUGGUGUAAGAGCUACACACAAACGUGCUGUUUGGUUACCUGAGCAGAUUCCUAGUGUGUAUAUUCAAGAGUGUUUUACCAGCUCAGAAACAUUGCUUAUUUCUGGAUUCCAUUAAUUUUCUCAUUGUUCUAGAUACCAAAGAGGCUCAGUGGGUUUGUUGAUUACCAGCACCACCCUUGCUGGCUUCAGACCCAUCAGCUCUUGAGACCUCAGAGGGGCUUGCAGGGCCCAAGCCCCCAGAGGGGGCCAGGCCUGGGGGCGUCACACACAUCACUCAGUGUAGGAAUGUGAGGCGAACUAGUCCCCAGCUUCCCCAGACCACAGUCACUGAAGCCGACGCCACCCACCAGGGCUGGGCUGGGGCAGGUGUGGUCGAGAUGUUGGGAGUUGAGCGGCUUUGAGGGAAUGUUCUUCCUGGCUGCAUCCAAGCCUGGACGCAGCGUCCAUUCCCAAGGGGCUGUGAGGUUGCCUCUUGGAUGGACGGACGGAUGGACGGAUGGGUGGGGACCAGCUAAUGACGGCCUCUGGUAUUGUGCAUGGUGAGGCGGGGUGUUGGCAUUUUGAUGCCAUCCUCCAUCUGCCAGAGGCCAGAAAGCCUGCCUCCAUGCCAGACCCAGGAGUGAAGGGGCUCAGGCCUUGGGAUUCUGCAAUGCUGCCUCACGCCAGUGCCACGGAAAACGGCUCUGUGUCUUGUUCCGCUUUAAAGAGUAUUCCAGGGGCAUGGGCAGGGGGCAUCCCCACGCUCAUUACCACCCAGCGCAGCACUGGCCACCUCUGGUGUGGUGCUAAGUACAGAGACCUAAUCGCUCUGCACAGCAUGCAGUGGAGCCCUGGCUGCCACUGCUGCCAGGCGGUGCUCUGGGUGGUGGCCUGCAGGAGGCAGUGGCGACUCCUACCGCCAGGAGCCGGGGCAGCCCCAGCACCCCUUCCUUGGUGGGAGCCGCAUCCGGAGCCCCACAGAACACUCUGGGAACUGCUGCCGUGUGCUCACCCCCGUCACUGGUGUGACAGGAAGUGGUUCGUAAGUCCGGCUCCCUGGUCUCAACGUGUUCAGGGCCCAGCGAGCCCUGUCCCCCUCUGCACUUUCCCGCUGCCUUAGGUAGCUGCGACCCCCACUGUACUUUGCUUCUUCCUUAGCGGCUCGGCAAGCUUAGGCAACCUCAGCCUCUCUGUCGCUGUGGGAAGUCCUUGCCCCUCCCGCCGUGGGGCCCCCGCCACAGGGAGGGACUUACAGAGUAAUUAUUCUACUCUUCCGUUUACACACAGAAAUAAAUGUUUAAGUAUUUUCAAUUGGAUUUUCUUUCACAGAUACUGAUGAUGCUUCCCAGUUCUUAAAUCAAUAAAACUAUUUGAUUUCACUAAGA